Molecule: messenger RNA, 2717 nt
Organism: Chrysoperla carnea
Lineage: Eukaryota; Metazoa; Arthropoda; Insecta; Neuroptera; Chrysopidae
Gene: Naa35
Product: N-alpha-acetyltransferase 35, NatC auxiliary subunit
Exons: 11
Coding region: 114-2390 (758 amino acids)
Biological process (GO): N-terminal peptidyl-methionine acetylation
Cellular component (GO): NatC complex
Source: RefSeq, a predicted model, not a curated record
UCAUAACCUGAAAUGUAUAUUAAUAAAUUUAUGGAAAAGUGAUGAAAAUUCCUUUAUUUUUUUGUAAAAUAUUUUUAAUGUAUAUAUGUGUAAAUUAGUAGCAUUUAAAGAAAAUGAAUCAAAACCAAAUUGAUAAAGAUGGAGAAGAAACGAACACAACGAGCUCAGAUGAUCAAAUUCAAAAUGAAGAAAUUACAAACGAAACAAGUCCUUUGCCACCAAGUUUAUUCCCAUCACCCCCCGAUAUAACAUUCAAUUGGGUUGAUAUUGGAGACGAAUUUAACGAAUGUUGUAAGGAUUUAGCUUUAGGUGAAUUAUUACAUGAUGACUCGUUUGGAUUAUUUGAAGCAAUGUCAGCGAUUGAAAUGAUGGAUCCAAAAAUGGAUGCUGGUCUGUUAUGUAAUCGGGGUGAUCGUAAAGUCUUAAAUUUUGACCAAUCUGUUGAGGCUGGAGUAUUAAAAUUAAAUAAAUUUAAAGAUGCUGAACUAAUUGGAAUUAUUGAUGCAACAUUUUCAUGUUUCGUUUCGUGGUUAGAAGGACAUUCAUUAGCACAAACUGUUUUUACAAAUUUAUAUAUGCAUAAACCAUUCGAAAUUAAAAAUCGUAAUCUAAAAAUUUUUUGUAUUACUAUGCAUAGAAUUUUGGAGCUUGUUGGUAAUUUUAUUCAAAGUGCUGGUGUUUUCGAAGAAGAAGAUUUUCAAACACCAAUGUGUAGAUAUUGUAUACCAAAUAUAUCCGAACAACGAGUAAUUGGUAUGUUAAAAGAGGCGGAGGAUGAACUUUAUAGGCGUACCAAAUUAAAAUUUCAAACAACUGUUAAAUCUCAAUAUUAUGCAAAUCCUGAUCCUGCGUUAGCAGUAUACGCACGGCUAAAAGCAGUUCGAUUAUUUUUUACAUUAUUAACUGUUUUGGGACAAAUGCGGAAGCAAAAGAGUGAAGAAAGUGUCCCGGAAUGUAUAAAAACUGUUGGUUAUAUAAAUGAAUUAAUAACAGUUAUACAAAAUUCUAUUGAAUUUGGUAGUAAACAUACAUCACUGGGUUUUGAACCUUUAGUAAAUCAACGACUGUUACCACCAACGUUUCCAAGAUACACUAAAAUCAAACCAAGUGAUCAAGCCUAUAAAUAUUUAGAAGAAUUUUUAGAACGUGUACGUUAUAUAGUCAAAGUACAAAAUCAAACCGCCUUCCAUUCUGCAGUGGAUUUUUUUAUUGAAUUUAGUCGUACACGACCAUGCGUACUAUCACGAUCAAUUUUACAAACAUUAUAUUUUGGUAAUAGUUCGGUUGCACAUUGUGGCAGUCCGAAUACAAUUGUUUUAACUAAUAUUUUAUUUGUUGAUGUUUUACGAGAUGCGUGUAAAAAUUUUAUUGCGCCACCAUCACUUACCACUAAACAGACCACAUUUUCUAAUGUUCAUGUGGAAAGAGCAUUUUUACAAGGACGUGAAUGUGUAAAUAGUUUCUUUUUACAUUGUAUUAGACCAUUUACGAAUAUGAUAAAAUUAUAUGGACAUAAUCAUGCCAGACAACGUGACAAACUAGCUCAUUUACUUGAAGAUUUAGCUGCUUUACAAGAUGAGGCUGAACGUGUCGAUGCAUUUUUACAUAAUCAAUAUUUAACGUUAAAGAUUGGCCGACCACAUUUAGCAUGUUUCGUAACAUGGGUCUUGUAUCAUACGUUACAAGUGAUGAUCAUGUAUUUGUUGGCUGGUUUUGAAUUAGAAUUGUAUAGUACUCAUGAAUACUAUUAUAUUUAUUGGUAUAUGUAUGAAUUCUUAUACGGUUGGCUAAUAUCAGCAUUGAAUCGUGCUGAGAACUUUAUGUCAUACAGUAGUUCUGAUAAUGAUACGAGUAAAACACGUGCUAAUAAAAAGGUUAAAACAAAAAAGAAAAAGAAUGCUAAUACGAAACCAUAUGAACGUGAAGUAUUGUAUUAUCAGGCUUUACAGAAUAUGUGUGGUGGAUAUUAUAAGGGUUUAUUUGGAUUACGCUAUGAUGGUUUUAUGAAAUUACCGUGCAAUGAAUUUAGUCGUGAAUCAAUACGAUUUGAACAUCGUUUUGCACCAUUUCGUGCAUUAGUAACACCACCACCGGUUUCGUAUAAGGAAUUUUUAGAUUCAACGCAUGUAUUAUGUGCAAAUGCAAAUGGUGAGGCACAGAAUAAAAAUAUUUAUAGGUUUGCAGCCGAGCAUUUUUUACAAGCACGAAUCGCAUUAGAAAAUAUUGGAUCUCUUGAUAAAGAGGUUUCUGGAUUGUUAAAAGUUGUUAAAUGGAAUUUUGUUGUAUUUAAAAUUUUGGCUGGUGGUCAUAAAACCGAUAUAAAAACACUACCAGAUUUUGAUUUCACCGAACAUAGAUUAUUUCCUUUAAUUAAAAUUCAAAUGUCAUGAAUUCAAAAUAACAAAUUGCAAUUGUGUAAAUAUAAUUUGUUAGAAUCAUUAUAUAUUUUCGAUUUUGUUUUCUCGUGGCAAAUUAUCUAUGAUUAUCGUUAUCAAAUAACAACUACUCUCUCUUGUGGAACUGAUUUUAAAUUAUUUAUUUGCGAACAUUGCGUGUGGAAAAAAUGAAGUAAUUAAAUAAAUAAAUGUAUAUAAAAAUAAACAAACAAUAUUUAUACAUCAGUUCAGUUCAGCUUUUUGGAUGAACUCUAAAAGCAGUACAAACUACAAAGAAUAGCUACGGAAUUUAGGAACUAUGUCAGUAAUUAAUAGAAAAUG